Molecule: messenger RNA, 1399 nt
Organism: Frieseomelitta varia
Lineage: Eukaryota; Metazoa; Arthropoda; Insecta; Hymenoptera; Apidae
Product: CD63 antigen-like
Exons: 6
Coding region: 185-910 (241 amino acids)
Cellular component (GO): membrane
Source: RefSeq, a predicted model, not a curated record
CAGGGUGGACGAAUGAAAAUAUAAUUAUUCUUUGGUGAGCUGUUGAAGUGUAUACUGCGAGUGCACAAUUUUCAACGCUAUUUUACAAAAGACGCACACAGCUUUCGUACUGUUUGCUUACAAUAUUUGUCAUUUUUCUACUCUGAUUGUUUUCCUCGAAGUCAGUGAAUAAGUGAGUGUAAAAAUGGUGUCCGGCGGGAUGGCUUGCAUCAAAUACCUGACGUUUCUUUUCAACCUGAUAUUCGCCAUCACAGGAAUUGUACUUAUUGCAGUGGGCACUGUGAUCUUGGUUGUUUACAGUGGCUACAAUAAUUUUAUGGACAGUUGGUUCUUCGCAGCACCAGUAUUGAUGAUUGUAAUUGGCGCCAUUGUGUUUAUUGUAUCAUUCUUUGGUUGUUGUGGAGCUGUUAAAGAAAAUCAUUGCAUGAUAAUAACGUUUUCUGUAUUACUGCUUUUAAUUUUCGCACUUGAACUUGGUGCUGGAAUUGCUGGAUAUAUGAUGCGUGGAGAGGUACGCACAAUGGUAGAAAAUCGAUUAAAUACAACAAUGAAGGAAUAUUCAACCAAUAAUGAUAUUCGUAGAUCUUGGGAUAUUAUGCAACAUGAUUUGGAAUGUUGCGGAAUGAUUGGCCCUACUGAUUGGGCUCAUGUUGGAUUCGCAGAAAAUACUGUACCAAAUUCCUGUUGCAAAGAAGUACCAGAAGGAAGUAAAUGUGACAUAAAUUCAAUUCAUAUACAUUUAAGUGGUUGUAUGGGCAAUCUUCAGUCUGCUACUGAGCAUAAUGCUUUAAUCUUGGGCGGUGUAGGCAUUGGCAUUGCUAUUAUUCAGUUAAUUGGUGUGAUCUUUGCUUGCUGUCUGGCACGUUCAAUUCGCCGCGAGUAUGAGACUGUCGAGACUGCAGCGCACUGAUUCAACACCCAAUAGGAGGCAUUAUAAUUAAAUAUUGUUCGUCGUGCAUUCAUUAAGAGAAUAAUUCUAGAGUCGUCGCAAGACCAUUUAUUUAGAACUUGGCUGCAGAAUAUUCAAUAUUUAUCUGCAGUCUAGCUUAAGAAGAAAGCAAACUAUUGGAGAAUGUAUUUCAAUAUACUGCCAUUAUCUGCCAAAUGGUUGAAACCAAAUAUCUCAUUCUUAGACUGCACUGUAUGUGGAAUUAAAGCUUAUGGCAUAAGAAUGUUCAAACAAGAGAUAGAAGGGUCAUUAAAUAUUUGGCCUGAUAUUGCUCUUUCAGAACUUAAUUUUUUUGGGAAGAAAAAUUAUCUUUCAAAGUUUUAUAGCACGUUAAAUUCAUUCUAAUUAUUUUAUUUGUAUAAAAACAUCUUUUUUAUUCGCAUGGAGUUGGGUAAAUAUUGUAUUUUUAAAUGUUGUAGUAUGAAAGAAAAAUGAUUUUAAAUAAUUAGU